AUGUUUAUUAGCAAGCGAACACAGUACAUACUAGACCCAAAACGACAUGAAGCACGGUGCAGUUGCGUAAGCGGUUGCGGUCGAAACGGUGGAACGCAGCGGGUAAAGAUGAUGCGUGGUGCGAGUCAGCAGCCGAUCAUUGUGUUGAGUCAAGGCACAAAGAGGGAGAGUGGUCAUCAAGUCCAGAUAGGAAACAUUACAGCUUGUAAGACUAUUGCUGAUGUGAUUCGUACUAGCCUUGGUCCGCGCGCCAUGCUGAAAAUGCUUAUGGAUCCAAUGGGUGGUAUUGUGAUGACCAAUGACGGAAACGCAAUCCUUAGAGAAAUCACUGUGAAACAUCCAGCAGCCAAGAGUAUGAUCGAAAUUGCUAGAACACAGGAUGAAGAAACUGGAGAUGGAACUACUUCUGUCAUAGUGCUUGCCGGUGAAGUUAUGGCCCAAGCACAACCAUUUCUCGAGCAGAAGAUUCAUCCAACAAUCAUUAUUCAGGCCUACCGUGCUGCGCUUGAAGAUAUGAUUAAACUAGCCGAGGAGAAAUACAGCAGACAAGUAGACGUUAAUGAUGAGAAAGAGAUCACUACAGUAGUGCAAUCCUGUCUUGGAACAAAAAUGCUCAGCAAAUGGAUGGACCUUGCCGUACAAAUUUCCCUAGAAGCUAUCAAGACCAUUAAAGUGGACAAGGGUAACGCGAGUGAAAUUGAUAUCAAAAGAUAUUGUCGUAUUGAGAAGAUUCCUGGUGGGACAAUUGAGGAUUGCAAAGUCAUUAAAGGUGUUGUCUUAAACAAGGAUGUUACACAUGCGAAGAUGCGUAGACGUAUCGAGAACCCUCGUAUUGUAUUGCUUGACUGCAAUUUGGAAUACAAAAAAGGCGAAUCGCAAACUUCCUUGGAAAUCAUGAAAGAAGAGGACAUUAGCAGGAUUCUUGAACAGGAAGAAGAAUCGAUAAGGAAACAGUGUGACGACAUUAUUCGUGUGAAACCUGAUUUGGUAUUUACUGAGAAGGGAGUAUCCGACCUUGCUCAGCACUUCCUGCUGAAAGCUGGUAUCACUGCAAUUAGACGUCUGAAGAAAACCGACAAUAACAGGCUGGCGAGAGUUUGUGGUGCACGAAUUGUAAAUGACACCACUGAUCUGCGUGAGAGCGACGUUGGUACGGAAGCUGAUUUAUUUGAAAUCACAAAGAUCGCAGAUGAGUAUUAUACAUAUGUGACAUCCCCAACCACCACCGCAUGUACGAUAUGCCUCCGUGGGCCAUCUAAAGAUGUUAUUAACGAGGUUGAACGUAAUCUGCAAGACUCCCUUCAUGUUGUGCGCAACAUCAUGUUACAUCCUCGUCUUGUCCCUGGUGGUGGAGCUCUUGAGAUGGCCCUGGCUCAGGCAAUCACCGAGAAAGGCAAAUCAAUGGAAGGAGUGCGUCAAUGGCCCUACAAAGCAAUAGCUAGAGCUCUUGAGGUCAUUCCUCGAACUCUCAUUCAAAACUGUGGAGGAAAUACCAUCCGCCAACUGACAGCACUUCGGGCUAAGCAUGCCCAGAGUCCUGAUAACUGGACCUGGGGUAUUGACGGAACGACUGGAGAUCUGGUUGAUAUGCGCCAACUGGAGAUUUGGGAUCCACUCAGUGUGCGAGAACAAGUUUUGAAGACUGCAAUAGAGACAUCGGUCAUGUUACUGCGUAUCGAUGACAUUGUUUCUGGAACCAAGAAGUCUCAAAAGGGAGAUGGGCCCAACGAGGAGAUGCCGCAAUAA
Necator americanus (New World hookworm) is the source of this 1746-nucleotide messenger RNA. RefSeq lists its product as uncharacterized. The record is from RefSeq and is a predicted model, not a curated record. Gene Ontology annotation, biological process: protein folding. NCBI's taxonomy places the organism in Eukaryota, Metazoa, Nematoda, Chromadorea, Rhabditida, Ancylostomatidae. The transcript has 17 exons. Bases 1 to 1746 code for a protein of 581 amino acids. Gene Ontology annotation, cellular component: chaperonin-containing T-complex. Gene Ontology annotation, molecular function: ATP-dependent protein folding chaperone; ATP hydrolysis activity; ATP binding.